AGUUAUAUAAAAAAAACAUAUAUCUUUUCAUAUAUAUAAUUUUGCCGCUAUAUAUGGUCACAUAUUUCCCAUAUAAUUUUCCAUAUAUGUUCGGCCAUAUAUGGUUUUUUAAUGCGGGAUGAUGUUAGUAAACAAUUUAGUUCAUGACUAACCACGAGUCAUGAAGUUGAUAACAAAAUUAAUAUGAUUAAAUACCAAUAGAAAAUAACAAUGUUCGAUCAUGACGGUAACUAUAAUUCUUAGAAAUAUUUCUGUUAACAUAAACACAAAUUGUUUUGAUUUUAUUACUUAGAACUACACUGGAAAAUACUUAUCAUUAAAAAUUCUAAAAACAGGUUAUGGGCCCAGUAUUCUUUAUUUCUCUCCACUUUGUAAAGCUCGUUACAAAAUUACAAACCUACUCCAUAUUCAAAACCUACAAAUAAGAUGUAAACAAGAAAUUGUAUCAGAAAAUCCAGAAACAAAGCUCUGAUUCACUAUAUUACAAUGCAAUCCCGUCAUUACUCUAAUGAAAACAUAGUCAUGUAAACAUAGUUAUAAAUUGGUGGUCCAGGAUUCCUAGAGACGCGUCAUAUGAUGACGUAACCACGAGUAUUAUUGCUCAAAUUGAUGUCAACAGGAAUAAUAUGACACAGUAAUUGUUGCAUCAGUUGAUAGGGAAAAUGUAUAAAUUCAAACAGGAUUGCUAAAUUUAUUCAGUUUAUAUCUACGCUUUGAACACUACACUAGUUUGCUCGUGCCAAAGAAUUUUUGAAAAUUAAAUUUGAAGAAUACAAAUAAGGUACAUUUAGACUUUAGAAAUAUUGUUUUUAUUUAAUUAGCGUAAUAAAUUGUUGCUAAUCAAAACUUAUGAAUAUAAAACAAGUUUAAUUUUCUGUUCCAGGAAUUCUCAUACGCUGCCACCUGUUUACUGCGCAUCAAAUCAAGGUCACCGAUGCAUCAAACUCUGAGAGUAGUAACGUGGAAUUUUUGUGCAUCACUGUAUCACUUCUAAGAAAAAUUAAAUACGAAAUUGGUCAAAAUGGUAAACUACUACAUCUACGCCAAAGACUUUUCGGGUUCAACGCGUAACGAAGAGUUCUACCACACCAACGGCCUGAAAACUUUGGAGCAGUUCAAAAGAGACGUAGAAGAAAUUGAAAAUGAACUUUUGACAGCCGGCAUACCAUCAGAAUCAAAAGUAAUUUAUUUGCACUGGGAUUCUUUGUGUUCUGAAGCAGAUGAAGAUGAAGUCAGACACACAUAUACUAUGAAAACAUGUGGAGGAGGAACGACAGAACCCGCAACAAUCAUCAAACGGAUUCAAAAGGAUUACAAUUGCAAAGACGAUCAAAUCAAGCUGCUGUACAUCAUCACUGAUGGUCUUAUUCCUGAAUACAGUGUGGGUGAAUGUUUUGAAUUGAACAAAAAUAUGCAGUGUGAAAGAGUUGUCUUCCACGCAUUCAAUGAAAAUUUGUCAGAAAUUGAUAUGUCAGUUGCUGCUUCAUUUUUCAAAAGCCGUUGCAAAGCGUAUCAAAAUAACCAACUUAUUGAUAACGUUGACAUUUCGCAAGAGUACAACUACGACAAGAUCUCUGUGGAUAACUUUUCAGUUGAAAAAGAAAAUCUUAAGUCUUAUAUUAAGCUGAAGUUCAUCAAAGUCUGCAAAAAAGAUGCUCUAGCUCUACAAGAAAUCACCAAGUUGAAAACUCUAAGAAACCGUUUGUUUGACGGAUUGUCAUGGAAAGUCCCUGAAAAAAUAAAUUUGGAAACAAAUAACAAAGAAAAGUUUCUAAAGGAAUUCGCUAAGACCAAUUGGUACCGAGCUCUCAAUGCUUUGGAGCAGGAUACAAAAGUUGACAUCGAUAAAUCCAUUUCUUCAUUCAUCAAUUACAUCAUCAGUGAAAGAAAGUCCUACUCCUUUGACGCGUUGAAAUUCAACACCAAAUUUGAUACAGACAUUCAAGAAGAAGAAAUCGAUGUCGACUUUCCAGCUGAACAAGAAAUCGAAUUCCCUGAUAUUCUUCUGGAAGAAGACAAAGGAAUUCCUGUUGUUCUUCUCACUGAAUUCAAUCUGCUGGACAAGCUUAUUUUCCACCGACCACUUCAAGUAUCUCCGGCAAGUUUUCGGAAAUUCAAAGGAGCAAUGGAGUGCCCUCUGUUUUUGAUGGACGAUCCAGAUAUCAAGGAAUCGAUUGGGUACUUCUACACUUUGAAUGCUUACAAGCAGUUGCUGAAAACUACAAGAAAAGAGCCAAGAACUCGAAGGACUUUUCAUGGUGGGCUUGUGCUGACGGAUACAAAUUUGUUCGAUAAAUACAACGAUUACAUUCUGUCUGCUACUUACUUCAAUUCCAAGAAAGUGAACUUCAAUGUUGGUUUGUUCUACUUCAUUUUGUGGAAAAACUGCGAAGCUAAGCAAUGGAUGGAUAAAAAUGUGAAGAAACGAUUCAAGGAAUAUGUAAUGCGACGGAUCAGCUCUACAGUCUGCAAAAUUGGGCUGUCGUCAUUGCCACUGGAUCCUACAGAAAAUGUUUCGCUGCCGACUGCACUUUGGUACUGCGUUGAAUUGUCUUCUUGUAUCUUCAAAAACGAUCCACAAAAUUUUGCACACGAACGUUUGAGGAUGUUUUACGGCGUGGCGCAGUGGAUGAUUGAAAUUCUCAGGUGUCUAGAUUACAAGCUAGAUUUGAAGUCUAUUGAAAAACGCAGAGAAUUGAUGAAAUUUGUUAUGAUUCUAAAGAAAAUUCCAAGGCAAUCUGACAAAGUUUAUUAUCUGCUAGAGAGAAUUUUCAAAAAAACCAAUGGGUUUCUUGUCAGUGAAAUUGAGAAGCCCUACAAUCUUGAUAAAUUGAAUUACCUGCAAUAUAAUCACAAGGGAAUGAUGAGCGAAGAUGUGAUGGAAGAGAAAGUCGACUUGAAUGAUUACGUCCGUUUGUUGCACUGCGUGGGCGAUUUGAACAAAUCUAAAGCUGGUAAAGGCACGUACAAACUCUGCAAAAAGACAUUCCGCCCUUAUUUCACUCUGGAGGGGGACAAAUCUUUCUACACGGAACUAGUCAAAGCUACCAGAAAAACGGUGAUUAGAAAUUCGGAUGACAAAGAGAGAAUUGAAGUAACUUAUGAAGCAGUGAAUUCUCUGGAAUUUGACAGGAUACUGUCUUUGUACAAUUUGUACAUCAAGUGCGUGAGAGAUUAUAAAAAGUAUCCUACCCUGCCAGAAUACACUGAGUACGUUUUGAAGAAGAAAAAGUUUAUUGAUAAUUUGGUGACUAUUUUUCCGCCGAAUGUGUACUUUGAUAUUGAAGAUGUUUACUCGCGGUAUCAGGAAAUUGUAGGUAUGGUUGAGGUUAGAGAAUUUAUAAAGGUGGCUGAUUGUUAUUAUGGCCGGUCACCGAGGAUUAAGGCGGAAGAAAUUGUAAAGUUUAAUGAUGAUGAUAAGAUUAGCGAAUUUAUUUCAAGGGAAGAACUGAAGGUUAAUUUGAAUAAGAAUUCUAGAUAGUGUUUUAAUUUGGAAAAAUUAAGAUUUGAAUACUGGAAUAAAAAUAAUUUAAGAUCUAAUUCGGUUUUCAUUUAUACCCAAAUUUUAAUUAGUGUAAUAAGUAAGAAAAAUUAAAAAUUUUAAUAUUGUAAUGAAAAUUAUGUAAGGUAUAACUUGAUUUCUCAUUCAUACCCUAAAACUUGUAUUCAUUGUACAGAAGAAAUAAAAUUAAUAUGAAACCCAAGUUGAUAAUAUAAAAUUUUAUUUUUAAUGGUUUUAUAUAUUAGUACACUACAGGAGGAGAUUAUAUAUAUAUAUAUAUAUAUAUAUAUAUUUUAAUAAAGAAAUAACAUUAUUUCAUGAGAUAAACAAUCACUUCAUUAAAAAUAUGACUCAUUCUUUGCUGUAGAGUAGAAGUAACAUUUAUGGCUGUUUUUUAUUUAAAUAAACGAUAAAACAAAACUCACAUUGACAAAACAUCUCGAUCCGUUUUAAGAUGAAUUGUUGGAAAUUCUAUAAAAAUAUAUGGUUUUAUUAUUAAGAUUUUUGAUAAAUUAAUUUAAAUGUCAGCCGGCCAAAAACGAUACUUUUACUCUAUCCGCCGAAAUCCGCGAAAAUCCUAAUACUAAUAUUUCAUUUCUCGGAUUUCAAAAUCGCAAACUAAAGUUUAGAUUGAAGAAUUGUUUUAUGAAAAUAAAUAUUAGAAUCAUAUUCGCUUGACUAGUUCUAACGGUAUAUGUAAGUAGUUACCGACGCUACUGUACAGGUGGCGCAUCUUGUAUGUUUAUGUAAAUUAGUGUCAGCUAUUGUAAACUCAAAGCACAAAUGAUGAUGUAAUUACUCUAUAACUUGCGAAGAUAAAGAUAUUAGUCAUAAACAGUAUUGAACAGUCAUGACCUGUUCUAUCAGAGACGACCAAUAGCCUUUCAACGUAUAAUUAAGAUAAAUGAGUCAUGAUUGAAACCAAGAGUUAUAUAUGUCACAGCAGUAUUCCUAGAAUAAAUAUUGGGCAUGGUCGCUCAAUUGGCUAGUGCCUGGCCGGUCAUCGACCAUAACAGAACUCUCCUGUUCCCGAAAGAUCAAAAGUUUGUGAAGAAAUUCUUUUAUUUUGCCCCGGGUAAGUUUAUUGUUGGUUUUUAAAUUACUACUUUAGAUUGUUGCAGAAUUUAUAAAGAAGAAUAUGGUCUGGUUCAAGAAAUCGUAAAAUCAAAUUAUAGUUCAAUCUUAAUUAAGUCUUGUAAUAUGAAUGCGUUUUUCAUUCGCAUUCAUAUUUUGAUACUUAGUAAAGUGUGAACGAUCGCUACACUGCGUCGGAGGUGUCUUUUGUCGUCAUCGAAACGAAGCUGAAUGUCAAAAAGGAAGAAAACUACUUCACAUCAUCUAUUUUAUAUUAUUAAUUAGAGAGUCAUGUGUUUGUUUGUUAAAACUGUUUAAAUAUUUUUUGUUGCUCAGAAAUUUAGAAGACAAAAGGAGUUAAGGUCUCCAUCGAAGAUAUUUUUUUGGUCUUUUGACAAGUGUGACUAGAAAAAAUUCAUCAUUUGCCAACUAGUGACAAAAGAACAUGAAGCUUAAGAAGAACAGUAGUCUACAUAUUUUGAUAUUGUUUCCACAAGUGAUUAAAGGGACCGAAGAAAUAACACUUUCAGACUAUCAAACAAUUCACAUUGCGCAUGUAUUGACAAUCAUGGCAAUGCGAAUUGGCUGAAUUAAUCUGAAAGUGGCCGUCUUAUUACUGAAGAAAUUUGACCAGCGAAGAGUUUGAAUUUAAACUGCCUAAGGCUUUUAUUCUUGAUAUCUUUUUCCAUAUUGCACGCCGCACAAGCGGUGGUGCUCUACUCUCGACAUGUCAAAACCUAGCCUUUCGAAACUUGAAUGACGUUUUUUUUUUUAAUAUAACACUUACAUGAUAAUAUGAGUGCACUAACAUCAAGUUAAAUAAUCUGUCUAGCACGUAUGAUAUAUUUUAUAAACAAUUAUUCUUGUUUAAUAUAGUAAAUAACAAUAUAAAACUAAUCAUUCUUGGACGUCCGUGAGUCGGUGUUUACGGAUCCGUGUAUGUGGCAGAGAAAUUGAUCGAAAAAAUUAUCUUACCGGAAUAUUUUUUUUUUUAUUAUAUAAAGUUAUGCACUGCGCUGAUUCCUAGUUAAUAUUAGCGUUCUAAGUACUGUCGUUUAAUUAUAAUUCAUAAAAAACUAAAAUACGACUGUAUAUUUGUAUAUCUAUAUUUGUAUACAAAUGAAGAUUAGCCUUAAGCCAAAUGUAAAAAGUUGAGAUCAGCGCAUGCGUCAUUGUAAAUACUCAGGAAAUGGCGCGAAAUUUAAAUUUGAUAAAUAUGUUAUUGAAAUUUUACUACCAAAAACUUUAUUGAAAUUUUUUAUUUUAGAAGUUAAUGACCGCUGUGAGGCGUGCACUUUUAGAUUUUCCAAACUUUUUAUGUUCUUUCAUCCAUCAUUGGAAUUAGAUAUCAACAUUAAGGCAAGGCUUAUCGCCAGAAGAAACUAAAUCUUGAAUGUUUUAGCUUCUUUCAAAGUAGUUUGCGUCGUCUAUUCGUAAUACUAUUCUGAAAGAAGCCAAAAUAACGCAAGAAAUUCAUCACCAGAAGAAUUAUAUGAAGUAUAGUAUAGUAAGAAAUUGAUAGUAGUCCGUAGUGUAACGGGGUUACCCUUUCGGGUUGGUCCGUUCAUAGGCUACCGUCAACAAUUUAAGAUCAACUAUUAUUACUGAGACUACUUUAUUUAAAUUAAUUUGUAAAUAGUGGUUCAAUUAAUCAAAACUGAACUAAGAUGCAACUUCGAGAUCUCAUUCGCGUUGACGGGCGCCACCAGGUUACUGAAAACAAACAAAAGGUCGGCCACCUGGGAACCGAGAAUGUGAGCACGAGAGUUCAGGGAAAGAGAGAGAGAGAGAGGGAUACUGGGUCUGGAAAUAACAAGAUUAAUUAACAAUAUUGUUCAUAUUUAUUUUAAAAAAAUAACUUGUGAGCUAAUUACACGCAUACCUCACACUACAAACUUACAAUACUCAAACUACUGACUUUACUUCGGUAAUAACAAGAUGUAGAGGGGACGAUGGUGAUCAGGACUGACUGAAAAUGUUCCUGAUUGGGCCACCACCGCCAUAGCGUACUAUUUAUCCGUUAUUACUUGCGUUAAAGACCGACUGAAAUGGUCUGUUACACACACACACACACUUUUACUUGAUACCAAAAUUUUCGGUGUCUGUUUGUCCAACUUUCCUUGGGUGUUUAUCCUUGGAUUCCGUUACCGCAACUGGCCAAACUUAUAUCCAAUCCAAUUAUUAUUAACCUGUUAUAAUCAGACGGCGUUAGUAUGUACAUUGUGUAAAGAUUAAACAAUAAACAGAUUUUAUCGCUUCGUUCCACAAUUAAUGGAGACUCGACGACUUAAUAAUUAGGUCAUUUUUCCGGACGAUGUUGCCGUGUCCGGAAUCUAAUCUCUAAUGCACUCAAGUGUUUUUCACGCGUGCCCGCUUGCCGCCAGGCCCAUCACUGUCAUCCCCACUCUCUUAUAAUUACCGAAAAUCAGCGCACAGAGUACUACGUCGAUAAUUAAUCGAUAUUCGAUGUAUGACCUUUAGAUAAUGUAUCGUAUUUGGCUGUAUUACGUAAUUCUGUUAGUAAGUAGUUGACCGGUGGUUAGUACAGUAGUUUUCUGUUUUUGUCAGUGAUUAUUAAAUUAUUAAAUUGUAAACUUUUAAGAUUUUGUUUAGUGUUCUUGAGGAAUUUUGUCUGGUCUUUGUAUUUCUUAUAUCAUGAACAGAAAAAGUUCCUGAAUAAAUUUAAAUGAAUGUUUUAUUAUUCUGAAAAGUGUUAAGAAGAAAGAAGAGAAAAUUUGUUUAGUCUUCUCAGGCCUUUUAACCCGUCAAUGAUUUUCUUCAUAACAUAGACGGGAGAAAUGCCUGCCGAAGCUUAGAAAAAUGACACAACGACUCAAAAUUGCUGAACGAAUUAAGAAAACAUCGAUCAAGAAUCUGGUUUUGGUAAGAUUUGACUAAACCAAUCAGCUAUGUCUUUUCCAACGAUAUGGCGAAUGGGAUAAGUCGAAUUGGUCCAAAAUAAAUCGUCCAGUCAGAUCUGCAGCUGAAUUGUAUUAUAAUUUCAAUCUUGUGUUAACUUUAUAGACAAUUUCAGGUUUAAACUGGAUCGUAUCUUAAACUGUCACGCUAAUCAUCAGUAUUUAUGUGCUUUCUAAUCAUAAAACUGUUGGUUACUGUGGCGGUUUAUGAUCAUUUUUUCCACACAUCUAGGGUUAACGAAAAUAUAACAAAAAUCUUGGGUUUUCUUUAUCACUCGUCGGUUUCGAAUAGGUUUUGAUUCCAUUCGAAACUUAUUGGGUGUUGAAAUGGAUCAAGAUUAGCAUUGAAAACUCCUGACUGUUGCUCAAGAUCAAAAUUAUCUUUAUAGACAUCAAAGAAGAAAUUGAAUCUUGACUAUUUUAGCUCUUAUCAAAUUAAUCUUGUGUAAAAAGCGACCCAUCAACCCCGCUUUAAUGUGCUGGCAUCAGGGUGACUAGCUUCCGGCUCACCACCUAUCACGUGAUCAGAGCUACCCCCACUAGUGAUGAGGACUGAAGGCCACUCAGUACCAAGAUGCUGGGGACACUUCUAAUCGGACGGUCAAGGGACCUAUACACUCUACCUAUCUUUAGCAUAAUAUACCUUCUGUAUAUUAUACCUAUCCUUGCGUUACAAGUAUUGUCGGGUUUAUCUUUGUAUCAAUAAAUAUGUGGAUUAACUUAAACAGUGCGUUUUGGUCAUUAUUUACAUUAAAAAAAAAUUGAGAAAAACUGUAGCGAUGUAAUAAAGGAAAAAUCUGUGUAUCUCUAAAUAAAUAUUUGUAAGAUUCAUAUUGUUUUAUUUAACCCUUCAUUAAAAAUGAUGAUGACAUAGAAACAUGCAAAAAUGCUAAAUACACGGAAAAAAAAGUGAUACAACUCAAAAGUUAUCAAAUCAAAAGUAGUCAAAUAUCAGGUGAUGCUAAAUUCGGUUCACUUAGUGUAGAAAAUAUUGCGUUAAGUAUAGUGUAGUAUACAGUGUAAUAAUUUCACGAAAGAAAAAAAAUUAUUUUAAUAUUAUUAUUUAUUAGAAAACAAUAGGGGGAGUUUAUAUAUAUAAUAAUUAAUACCCCUACGGAAAAAAUGAAUAUUUGAGAUAUAUCUCAAAAUAUAUCCGAACAUAUCCGUAUUUUCGCUGAAAAAAUAUGUACUUUAGUAGAUGUCUGUAUAUUAUAUUUUUGAAUAUAUCUCAAAUAUAUACACUACUUCCGUGGAAGUAUUUUCAUUCAUACAGGAACUAUACUUCUGAGAGUGAUAAGAGUUUAGUCAUUUCCUCUCCAUACAUCAUCCACGUAGUUAGUGACGCUACUGUGCAGAUAGCGCUUCUCUAACCGCACUAUAAGCUGAAUAUUUUCAGUAAUAUAAUUUGUACAAUAAAACCUAGUAGAGUGAUAAUGAGCCUAAUAGAUGAGCUAUUAUAUAGGAUUAAUGUGUUUGUUUAUUGAAAGCCGUAACUUUCUGAUAACUCUAAUAAUGUAACCGCAGUAUUGUUAUUAAUAUGUUGCAACAUGCUUAUUAUCAAUUACUUAGUCAUGGUUGUUCCGUUUGUCCUUAUAGUAAUUUAAUAAAUUCUCGUUGACUCAACUGAUUUAUUUCAGUGUGUAAUUGACCGCUAGUUAGUACGGGAGUCUCCUGUUUUAGUAAACAAUUUCACGGACAUAGUUCGCGCAAAAGUUUUAUCGUGAAAAAGUUUAACUGCAGAUCGGUGAGUUUUUGUUGGUUUAAAAGAAUACUUAGAAUCUUUAAAGUAGUCCUAAUUUUUUUUUUUUUUUUAUUAGAAAUAGUUUUUCUACAAGUUUUUAUUGCGAUUUUCCUUUUGGAACUCUCUAUUGGUUUUCUGGAUUUGACAUACCUAUAUUGAGUUUCAACAAGAGAUUUAUAUAUUUAUCAUCGAACUGGAACAUUAAUGCAUUUUUAGAUAUCCUUGUGAUGGAUCUAAAGACAAUCUUUGAUUCUAAGGCUCUAAAUAUGGAAUGCGUUUUUUACUCCAUUCGUAUUUUGUGACUUAGAAUGAGAUUGACUUAAGACACGUUUAUUACGAACACAAGCAAGUAUCCACCAAACUCAAGACAAAAGACUGCUACAUUACAGAAGAAUAAAUCUCAGGCUGUACUAGCUAGCUUAAGGUCUCUUGUUUUUGGUUCAUGAGAUCAUUUGGAAGUUAGUAUAGACUAAGAUAACCAACGACUCUAUUGCAAGACCUCCAUCAUUUAUCAUUCAACAUGAAAGACAUUCUCAUCUUCAUGAUCUGUUUUAGCUGCCUUCAUUUUUUAGUGAGUUUCUCUGUAUCACUGACACUGGAGACUGCUAUGAUUGAUCGAGAUUGCACAUCCCACUCAUUGAAGAAACUAAAGAAGCAUGAACAUCAUUUCCAUCUGCACGAGGUUUCCAUCGAUAAGCAUGUUAAAUUUUUUGUCAAAACAGGAAAAUACUUAUCAUUAAAUUGGACGCUAAUGAACUUAAUCAUUAGCGCUAUAAUUCUAGGAAAAUAUAUUGUGCUUAUAGAGGAUGUGAUAAAUUUUAACGGAAGAAUAGUGAACUUUGCCUCCAUCAAAGAUAAGAAGUCAAUUGGUUUAGGCUUGAACAUCCUCAAUUACAAGUACAUCUCCAUUCUGUAUUGCAGUUGACGAUGUUUGAUUCUAACCAACAUUCUUCACAUCAAUGAUCUAAGAUAAAGUCAACUCAUGAUCUAGGUCUCAACCAGAGCCAAAUUUAAAUCUGUGGUACUAUUACAACACUUUUCAUGGCGAGUACGUUUCAAUUCUGUUUAGUGAUGUUAAGUGUUUGAAUAAUCCAGGAUUGACGUCAUCAAUGCGGUUUUUCACCCUUCGAGGCCUCUUAUCCUGUACUGCUUCAACUUUGUAGGAAAAUAAACUAUAGAUUGCGGUUUUAUAAUUAAUUUAAACUAUUUUUAACCUUGCAAGCUUUUGGAUUUCUUAGGGUUUCUUUCAACAGGACCUUGUUUAGUCUUUUUCAAAGUAUUUUUCAUGUCCAUGUUUCCUUUAUAUCAUGGACGGAGAAAAAACCUGAGGAAAAUUAGACGACUUUCAUCGCUGGAUUUUGGACCAAAUUGCAAAAGCGACUGAUCUGUACGCAUGUUUUAGGUGCUCAAGGGUUUCUAUUUACUUGGCCACCUUCAACAAUCGGAGUAGAUUGAAAGCGAUUUCACGUUGGACGUGAACGAGACGUAAUUAAGUCUGUAUCCCGUGCCUGCGUCGAAUUCUAUCCCUUCGAGGCCUCUGGCCUCGUUAUCGCACAACCUCAUUCAACAGGAAAACUAUAAACAACCGAGUUCUUUGAUAACUAAAUAUUUCCUUCCUUGAAUUUUGCAGGAAUGUAAUCGUUAAGUUUUUUCCAUAAGCUGAAAAAUGUUUAAGUUUAGGACCUUAUGAUGAUUUGUCUACUCUCCUUUAAGUAAUUCAUGCUGUUUAUGUAGUUCAUGUCAUAGCACCAUGAGAUACUUUAGUGAGUUUGGAUGAAUAAGUCUACAUCAUUUGUUUUGUAAUUGGUGAAGCUUUCUGCUUUCGUUCAAGUUAUUUGAGUUACCAAUGCUUUUUUCUUUCGCAUGAGCAAUUCUCAUAACAAGAACGAUUUGGACAAUCAAACCAACUGAAGAUUGUGAUAAUCAAGACACCUAGAAAGAAGAAAUUGGUUUGUUACAAUAGUCUUCGGUCUUUUGUACAUUUCUGUCUGUAAAAAGUCCUCAGGCUAUUGCAAUAAACCAUAAAUAUCAGCAAAGAAGAGAUAUUUUGAAGCUAAUCUAUUCGUUGAAAGAUGCUGCGAAGAACCAAAACUACAUGAAAGUAAACUAAUAUCUAGUUUUUUGGGUAAUUUGAGGUUUCAAUUGUUCUCAUUCAGCUUUAACACUCAAAGGACCAAAGAAACUGGGUAUAGAAUAUGGCCAUACCUUAGCCCUGAAGCUCUUAAUUUAUAAAUAUAAGUAUACUUGUCCAAUAACACUUGUAUGAAAAUUUCUUGUUGUAUUUUAGAUAUCGGUUUGUGUAUAACUUCAAUGUCGGUCUGUUUCCGUCAAUUCUGACGAGUGACGUGUUUUUCUAAUUUCAUGGCUCGUCGAAUUAGCGAAGAUAGAUCAAAAUUAUCUUCAUCACUAAAGAAGAAAUGACAUUCUUGGUCUUUUUUAGUUAACUCACUUUGCACAUGUAUUCUAAUCAUGGCAAGAGGAUACAACAAAAUCAGCCCAGUGUCUAUCAGCAAAUAAUUGUAAAAGUCAGCAGAUUGUACUCCAAAGAAAAUACAGAAAAAUCUACAGGUAGAUGUUUAAAAAAUUAAAAAUAAUACUUUGUCUGCAUUAUCAUAUCUUGGUAUCUUUCGUUAGUGAUGUUUUUUAAUUCAUCACUAGCAUUAAAUAUCAAAAGUCGAUACAGAUUUAUUGCAAGAAGAAAGUUAAUCUUGAAUGAUUCAGUCUUUUUUGAAAUUGCUUACGUUUUCCAGUCGUAAAAUUUCUAAAGAGACGGGAUUAGAGCAAAAAUUACUACCAGCAAAGAAAUAAUUCACAUGAGCCGCAAAUAUCAAGACUCUAUGACUUCCUUGUUCCGUUGACGUCAAACGAACUCAAACAAUGUCACUAGACAAAAUUGAAGGAAAACUAUAAAUAUGUCUAAUUGUGGUUUUGUUGUUAAUUAAAGAAUCGCUCUGCUCCAAUUAUUAAAUACAAAUAAGGAAAAUGGUGCCGCUAUUAAUAUGCUUUAAUUCUUUUUCAAAUUUGUAGUCAAUUGUUGACUGUUAAUUCUUAAUUAAUUUUAGCGUUUAAAAAUUAGUGUAACGUCCGCUUAUUGCCAUUUUUUCAACUUCUACGAAUAAGAGUAGAAAAAAAUAAGUUUUUAUUUAAAAAUUAAUUGGAAUUUUUGAUUUCAAAACUAUUUCUGUAUACUCGAAAGAUUUUUGAAAACUUCAGGAUAAUUUUCUAUAAAAGUGCAAAAACAGACAAGGCCCAAAUUCAAAGUUAUGGACAAUGAAAUAAAAUUUCAGCUGAAAAUAAGAACGUUUGGUGAAGUGACACGGCCUUAAAUCUGCGCCUAAUUAAAAACUUCUGUAUAAACGCACCGUAAAACAGUUAAUUACGUAGAAAAUGAGCUAAAGCAGUAAAUUUUUGAUAUUUUAUUACCUGAUAGGUAUGUAAUAGUAAACGUCUAACAAACAUACUUGUGUUGUGUAAAAUAUAUUUAUUGUGAGAAAAUUAUGUAUACAACCGUUAAGAGUGUUAUUUAUUGCAAAUAGAAUAUUACAGCUUGCAUUGGCCAAUCUUUGGGCACUUUGAUUCCUUGAAGAAGAGUUUGGCGGUCAUUCAUGUUCGAUAUCAUCUAGAAAAUAUUAACACGUUUUUCCACAAGCCGUUUAAAAUUUUCCACAACUUAUUUGCAUGGAUAACGAAUACCUUGAUAAUGCACUCUCGCUAUCUCACUGGCUGAACACCUGCGUCUGGCGAAUAUUUAUCCUCUUACCUGAGAAUACCAACGACGUCAUUUAUUAACAUUAAAGCAAACGUUUUGUUUUCUGUAUCUUUUAAAACUGACGGUUCAAUGUGACACAGAGGACAUUCUGAAUGUCAACACCGUGAAAUAAUUGUAUGCAUGUGUUCAAUAUUCAGAUGCUGUAUGUGUUGUUUUUAUGUGAAAAAUAAAAUAAAGUAUACGGUUGUCAAAAUUCUUAUUGAAAAUGACAUAUUAAAUACCAUAGUGAAGAUUAGCCUGAAGCAUUUAUUUGGACUGAUAUUAUUUAGAAGUCUAAAAAAUGUACAGAAAGAACCAAAUUAUUACAAAUAAAACUUGUCUGUUAAUUUCUAGGCAAUCUAAUAAUAAUUGAUAAUGUUCAUACUCACAUUAGCGCAUUGUGAGUUCUGUACGUUGUUUGUAUUGUGUAAUUGUACACGUCAACGUCUUUAUUGCCUUUUGCUUUAAAAAUACUGCGAAAAUAAUUUCAAAUUAAUAGAUGAAUGUAUUUUCUAUUUGAAAGGAUGAUGUAUGCUAAUGUUUAAAUAUCUUGGGAGUUCGUUUUGCGUAGGUAAAUGGAGUCCAUUCUAUUCAAGAAAGACUGCAAUAGAUGUAGUGUCAUUUCCUAAUUAAAAAGAUGUUUGAAAGAUAUCUUAACUAUAAGAUAUUUUGGAAGGAUUUUAAAUAAAAUAUCAAAUAAAAACGUUUUUCUAUGUCACCAUUAAUUCUGAGUUCUAGACUAGGUUUUAAUUUAUUAUCUAAAAGGUUUGACGUAAUUAAUUUCCAAAAUGACGCCCACGGUUUUCCAGACAAAACAAGUCUAGUUCCAGGGAUUGUCUCUGCGUAGGUGAAAAUAAAUUCGAUGUAAAAAGACUUACCAUGAGGUUAAAGCUACGAAAACAAUGACGAGACUUUGAACUGUAAAGAGGUGAUACAUUACUAACCCUCACACCCACACUAAGCGGCGUACGUUGCAGGUCAACAAUCGCAUAAAGUGAAUGACAUGUGCGUAGUACGCUAGACAGCGCAGGGGAGUAUAAAACUCCCACAGUCAUAACACAGUGAUCAGUCUGAAAAAAGCUGCGAGUAAUUACUCAUUGCUAAGUCAUACGCGUGUUAGUGCGUGUAUUCAAUGACUGUGGCGUAGUUUCUAAACAACUAUGGAUGUAAAAAAGUCCUUAAUAUGGUUUACUUUAUUAAAAAAAAUAGAGAAAAACCCUCAUUUAAAAACCGUACGAUUGCAAUAGUGAUAACAGAACAAAAGUUUAGUAACUUCAGCCCGCUGGGAAUCUAUUGUUUACAUUGCAAAUAAGUAAUUACAAAUUAUCGUCGUCGAUAGUGUCCAUCACAAUGUUGUUUAUGUCGUAGGUGAACGCACGAAUUAAGUUAAUGACCUGAAAUGUGUGCGCAGUUUGCAUUGGAAAUGGGUAUAUAAGUCCUAGCUCUCUAAAACGGGAACUAGUUUUAAAGCACUAUUGGCGAGAUAUCAACAGAAGUGAGCAUUUAAAAUAUUACAAAAAAUGGCAUCUCUGCCUAUGAACGGGAAUGAUUUUCUAAAUUUUAUGAGCAAACGUGAUUCACUAGCUAGUGUCAUAGCGGAAUAUCAUUCCAUAGUGCCCGAUCGAAAAGAAAAUCAGUUGAAAGAGGAAAAAAAGGGAAAAAGUGAAGAGGAAAUGCAUCUUGUGCGUCAUCUUCAUCGUCGUGUGAAACUCAAAAAUAACGAGACUGUCCUUGGUGCUACUUUUAUCGACGGUUAUGAGGUUGAACGGAAAUAUGUUUAUAUCAAAAGUCUGCGAGGAGAUGUCUGCAAUCAAUACUGGGAAAUCGUAUGGGAAUACAAGGUACGAGUGGUUGUGAUGACGAGUCAACUCAGUGACAAGAUGAGUUACCAAAAUUGUUUCUCAGAUGAGGGUUGUGUGGCAGUGUGCGAUAAGUUUAGGAUAAAGACUUUGGAGAUCCGCAGAAAACCACACUGCAAGUUGACUUUGCUAAGUCUGACUGACCAAUCUGGCCACGAGCACAAAAUAUCCUACUGUCAAUACACCGCUUGGCCAAAAGACAAUUUUUCCCAUCAGCUGGAUGCAUUUAUAGAUUUUUAUUGUGACGUGAAAAACUUGUGCCUUCAGUUCGAGAGACAAGCUGAUACGAAAACUGCUCCCAUUAUCGUGCAGUGCCUGGACGGAAUCGAUAGCUCUGCCGUGUUUUGCGUAUUUGAUAUAUGUGUUGCGCAGUUUGAGAAAACUGGAACUCUAUCAGUGGCAAGUGUUAUCAAGAAAGUGCGACAGCAGAAAUAUGGGUUCAUGAACCGCUUAGGAAACUAUACUCUGUGUUACCAAUUGCUUGGAGCCUACGUCAAUGACAUAGACAUAGACAUAGACAUAGAAAAGUUUUAUUUAACAUCACAAAUAUCGCAUUGGUACAUUUGAACAUAAAAUCUUAAAACUACUAAAACAAUUUUAUACUAAGAUGCGUUGGCUGACAUAUAAACAGCGUGAUGUUAAAAAGGGGCUCGACUCAGCAUAAAGUUGCAGUAAAUGUACUGCAACGCUGGU
This is a messenger RNA of Cydia pomonella (codling moth), 15535 nucleotides long. RefSeq lists its product as uncharacterized. The record is from RefSeq and is a predicted model, not a curated record. The transcript has a single exon. The coding region runs from base 1022 to 3481 and encodes 819 amino acids. Lineage: Eukaryota; Metazoa; Arthropoda; Insecta; Lepidoptera; Tortricidae.